Molecule: messenger RNA, 2684 nt
Organism: Paralichthys olivaceus (Japanese flounder)
Lineage: Eukaryota; Metazoa; Chordata; Actinopteri; Pleuronectiformes; Paralichthyidae
Gene: sdcbp2
Product: syndecan binding protein (syntenin) 2
Cellular component (GO): plasma membrane; cytoplasm
Molecular function (GO): protein binding
Source: RefSeq, a predicted model, not a curated record
UGAGGCCAUCAGGCUGUCAGCGCUCAUGUGACCCACACGGGGCGUGGCUUUAGCGUCCACAGUGAUUGACGUGGGUUCCGCGAACCAGGAAGCCAGCAGUGACAUCACUUUCCAGAAUUCCCCCUCCAGUAGCGUCUCAUCGAGGAGAGCCAGAGCGACUCAGGAGAGCGAAACCGGAGAAAUAAAGAGAGGAGAGUGCCUCUGCCAGCCGUCCGCACGUGUCUCAGUCCGAUUCAACCGCCAACACGUUAAAGAAUGUCUUUGUAUCCAUCUCUUGAGGACCUGAAGGUCGACAAGGUCAUCAGGGCCCAGGCCCAGUUUGGUCAGACUACAACCCCAAUGCCGGCCAUCUCUGACGGAACCAACCAGCCUCAGCUUGCUACUACUGGGAUGCCAGGAUCAAGCUUGUACCCAAAUCUGGAGGAACUGGGUGACUACAUGGGCCUUGCUCUCAACAGUGAUGAAGUACAGAGGAACCUGGCCCUCAUGCCUGUGGCUGACAAUCAAAUGGCUGUGCCCUCCAGCUCAGGUGCUGGGGACGCGAUGUGGCCUGUGACUGGGUCAGACCUUGGCAUAAAGAGGUCAAUGAUCCGCCUUGGGCUGCGGGAGAUUAUACUGUGUAAGGACCAGGAUAAGAAGGUGGGACUUCGGCUCCGCUCCAUCGACAACGGAGUGUUUAUCCAGCUGGUGCAGGCUAAUUCCCCUGCAGCCCUGGCUGGUCUGCGUUUUGGGGACCAGGUCCUUCAGAUCAACGGAAAGAACUGUGCUGGCUGGAGUGCAGACAAGGCCCACAAGGCCCUGAAGGCUGCAUCUGAGACACGCAUGGAGCUUGUGGUCAGGGACAGGCCAUACCAGCGCACUAUCACCAUGCAAAAAGACAGCUCAGGUCAUGUGGGCUUCAUUUACAAAUCUGGUAAAAUCACCUCACUGGUCAAGGAUGGCUCUGCAGCCCGCAAUGGUCUGCUUACUGGGCAUUUCAUCUGUGAAAUCAAUGGACAGAAUGUUAUUGGACUCAAGGAUUCUCAGAUCAAGGACAUUCUGACCACCUCUCCGACCACCAUGACCAUCACCAUCAUGCCCUCGUUCAUCUAUGAACACAUGAUUAAAAGGAUGUCCACUAGUCUCCUGCAGUCAUCCAUGGAUCACUCUGUCCCAGAGGUGUGAAGACCAGGACAACUGUAAACUGUCAGGAUGUCUACUAUACAGAUCUCUCUCUCUAUCUCUCUCUCUCUCUCUUUUUUUUUUUUAAAUUCACAUCUACCCGUUGCUCUCUGUCUUCAUACCAAAAUGAGCUCCUGUGUCACAAUCACCUUCUUCAUCUUUUCUCUUUCUUAACAAAAGCAUAAAAUUGCCUUUUUUACUCUUUGGUUGUUCAUUUGAUUCUUUUACCUUUACCACAUUCACCUUACCCCUGUUGAUAUUUUUACUUUUUAUAUGUAUUAACCUUGUAGUCUGAUUAUUACAUGUUUAUUUUUUCCCUUAUUUUGUAUUUGAGAUUGAGGACAGUACAAAAAGUCUUUUGACGUCAUGCACAUGAUCAUGAGUCCAGAGCUUCCUCCUCAGCGUCGAGAUGAAUCAUUGGCAAAAGACGUUUUUCACUUUGUCAAAAUGCUGUAGAAGCCAGUGGUCAGUCAUCAAAAAGCUACAGGACCACAUAGAUCACGGCUGCACCCUCCGUCCCAUCACUUGGCCCCUAAAUGUGUAUAGGUUACAUAUCUAAUCACAGCUGAACUAACACCCGGGGCCUCAUGUGAAAACUUGGUUGACUCCGUGAUAGAUCCCAGUGGACAGUUGUUUUUACUUGGCCAGUUAAUACUAACAGAUUUUAACAAAUUCGUCGAUUUUACUUUAGAUCAUAUAAUGGUGAAUAUAAGCGUUGAUUUUUGGCACCGAGAUCAUGUUAUGAUUAUUUUGUUCCUUCUUGUUGACGCCUUACAUUUAUAGACCCUAGAUUCUAACAUUUACAGUAAGUGAGAGAUACAAUGUGGGAAUUUCCAGCUCCUCCCUGAGAUGGCGAUGAAUCAUUGCAUCACAUUUACUGUCUCUGUGGGUAAAUGUUACAAUGAGACUGAUGUGUUCGGCGUGUCGGUACUGGGAACGGCUCGUGCACAUUCCAGGGCAAAGUGUAGGGAGGUGGGCAGCAGUACAUGUUUGUUGUCCUAAGCAGUUUGGACUAGGCCCUGUCCAUAAACACACGAGCAGCACAGUCAGACCAGAUCCUGGUGCAGUGUGCGGGUGUUCAUCUUGUGUUAUUUUCAAGGGAGUCUUUGGUAUUUGUUUGGACAGGGUCCGCGCUGGGCAGACCCACUAAGUGCACUUUCCGCUACCUUUUAAGAGGUUGUAUUUCCUGUAUCCAUUUCAAGUUCAAUGGCCGUGUUCAUGGUGAAUUCAUGAAAACAAACUGUACAAAAGAUUUGAUGCUGAAAAAUCAUCUGCUCAGUUUAAAUUACUUGAUUAGAUUACUGAUGAGCACAUUGAGACUGAGCAGAGCUUGUAGUUAUGAAUUUCUACUUGUUAUAUAUAGAGUUGCUCCUUUAAAUGCUCUUCAUGCAUGCAUUUCCUUUAAUUUUCUAGGUAUGUUAUCUGAUAAACAUUACUGUCAUUCUGUAAAAAAAUAAGUUUAUAUACGAAUGUAACCAAGAUAAUAUUGUAAAACAAAUAAAAAAUCUUUCUGUUCACAUUAA